Messenger RNA from Ananas comosus (pineapple), 1298 nucleotides. RefSeq names its product cytochrome c6, chloroplastic-like. Gene Ontology annotation, molecular function: iron ion binding; electron transfer activity; heme binding. Lineage: Eukaryota; Viridiplantae; Streptophyta; Magnoliopsida; Poales; Bromeliaceae. The record is from RefSeq and is a predicted model, not a curated record. The coding region runs from base 714 to 1118 and encodes 134 amino acids. The transcript is spliced from 4 exons.
CUCUACAUCAUGUUAAUAGCAUGAAUCGUCGUCAUUCGAAGGCGACAUAUGAGUACGAAGACUUUUAUACUCGUAAGAGUAUAGUAAUCCAACCAUAUAAAAUAUUAACAUAAUUACGUGUAUUAUUAUACAAAACACCACGUCAAAUUUAUUAAAUAAAAUAUCAUGCCUCACCUAGGCACAGCCGCGAACAGAGACUGCAGAGUAGGAAAUGUAUUCCUUCCAGGAAAUCACAUAAAAGGGAACUUGGAAGUCAUACUAUCGCACAUAAUUAAGUUAGAAAAAUGUACAGAUCCAGGGUCCCUGUGCUAUGCCGAUAAUAUCAUGACAGCUUACCAAAACUAUAUUUCAGUUCUUAAAUUUUCUCAUAUAUUACAAUUUCAUCAUGCAUGACAGCUUACCAAAAUCCAAAGUUGGUUCGUAUAAUCUAAUCACCUCUUUAAUCCAAUUUUAAGCACCUUGGGGGGGAAAAAAGAAGAAGAAAAGAAAAGGAAAGAAAAGAAAAGAAAAAUUAUAGGAGGAAUAAAAAUUAAAUCGUCAUUUUUACUAGAAACCCCUGGAUUUUUCUUGAUGGUCAGAGAUGAAAUAGGAAUACAUGAAAAAGUUCAGGAACUGAAGUGUCUAUAAAACAAAAAAGUUCAAAAGCUAAGUCACAACGUCGGCAUGCUAAAGGUAUAACAAAUACAUUUCAGACCAAUGAUGAGUAUUAUUCUAUGACAACAAACACCCAAAUAACCACCAAAAAGAGAAUAACCAACUGCAACAUGUCUCCGACUCUCUUUGCCGCAGAAUCCUUAAGCCAGACUAUAUCCAGUGGAGCAAGAUUGUUUCAGAAAGCCUGCAUUGGCUGCCAUGAUAUGGGAGGAAACAUUCUCCAACCUGAUGCGACUCUCUUCAUGAAGGACCUACAGAGGAACGGAGUAUCUACGGAGGAGGGAAUAUACAACAUCACGUACUAUGGGAAAGGACGGAUGCCCGGCUUCGGGGAAAAGUGCACUCCAAGGGGUCAGUGCACAUUCGGGCCACGGCUGCAAGAAGAGGAGAUCAAGCUGCUAGCGGAGUUCGUCAAGUCACAAGCCGACAGAGGAUGGCCAAAUAUCGAAAGUCACAGGGAUUGACUCCUGCACAGAAAAAUAAAGCAUUUGGAAGGCACAUUAUGUUGGUGUUAAGAAUAUAAUAUUAUGCUACUGAUGCAUGCAUACUAUCAAUUAUUCAUAGAAACCGGACAAAAUGAUGUGCGUUUAUUGUAAUUCACAAUGAGGAAAUUUGCAACAUAAAGGGCUUUAAUUUUUACGACA